Xyrauchen texanus (razorback sucker) is the source of this 2326-nucleotide messenger RNA. It is a transcript of the gene lrrc40, whose product is annotated as leucine rich repeat containing 40. Lineage: Eukaryota; Metazoa; Chordata; Actinopteri; Cypriniformes; Catostomidae. Gene Ontology annotation, molecular function: protein binding. The coding region runs from base 87 to 1892 and encodes 601 amino acids. The record is from RefSeq and is a predicted model, not a curated record. The transcript is spliced from 15 exons.
GUAACUAUAGUUUACUUCACAGCCCCUCCACCGCGUUCGAGUUCCAGUUUACGUGUGCUAUAAACACAAACUGUUAAAUCGCGUUCAUGUCUCGUUUUAAAAGAGGAGCACAUGUGGACUCUAGAGCAGGAUUUAGACAGGAGAAAGAGGAGAGUCCUGUGCCAUAUGGAUUACUGAAAGCUGCUAGAAAGAGCGGGCAGCUCAAUCUAUCCGGGCGGGGUCUAACUGAAGUUCCUCAGAAUGUAUGGAGACUGAACUUGGACACACCUCAGGAAGCCCAGCAGAACUUGUCAUUUGGAGCUGCAGAUCGGUGGUGGGAGCAGACAGAUUUGACUAAACUUCUCCUGUCAUCUAACAAACUCCAAUGCCUCUCUGAAGACAUCCAACUGCUUUCUGCCCUGCUUGUCUUAGAUAUCCACAACAAUCAACUAAAUUCACUCCCAGAAUCUAUCGGAGAACUAGAGCAACUGCAGAAACUUAUAUUGAGUCACAAUAAACUGACAGAAUUGCCUUCGGGUCUUUGGAGACUUAAAAACCUGCGAUGUCUCCAUCUGCAACAGAACCAGAUCGAACGUAUUUCACAGGAUUUGGGAGAGCUGGUUCAUUUAGAUGACCUUGAUCUCUCCAACAAUCAAUUAUUGGAUAUUCCAGGAAGCCUGUCAAACUUGACCAAUCUGGUUAAAUUGGAUUUGUCCUGCAACAAGCUCAAGAGUCUCCCUCCUGCCAUCAGUCAAAUGAAAAACCUUAGAUUGCUGGACUGCUCUCGAAAUCAGAUAGAAAGCAUUCCUCCCGUUCUGGCUCAGAUGGAGUCUCUUGAGCAGCUUUACCUAAGACACAACAAGUUACGCUUUCUGCCAGAACUGCCUUGCUGCAAAACACUCAAGGAACUUAAUUGUGGGAACAACCAGAUUGAGGUAUUGGAGGCAGACCAUUUGAAGCACUUAAAUGCUCUGAGUUUCUUGGAACUCAGAGAUAACAAGGUGAAGAGCCUUCCUGAAGAAAUAACUCUAUUGCAAGGCCUGGAGCGUCUGGAUCUUACUAACAACGAUCUCAGCAGCCUGCCAUGUGGACUUGGCACAUUACCCAAGCUUAAAUCUUUGGCUUUGGAGGGAAAUCCACUGAGGACAAUCCGAAGGGACCUCUUGACUAAAGGCACUGGUGAACUCCUAAAAUAUCUCAGAAGUAGAGUACAAGAACAACCUGAUGGGAACUUGAAAGAAGAGCCAAAGACAGCAAUGACUCUCCCAAGCCAGGCUAAGAUAAAUGUGCACGCUAUCAAAACACUUAAAACCCUGGACUACAGCGAGAAACAAGAGGCAUCUAUUCCUGAUGAUGUGUUUGAUGCAGUUGAUGAUAGUCCUGUGGUCAACGUGAACUUCAGCAAAAACCAACUGACUGCAGUUCCACCCAGAAUUGUAGAGUUGAAGGACACUCUUGCAGACAUUAAUCUUGGGUUUAACAAGAUAACAACUCUUCCACUGGACUUUUCUAAACUGCAGCAGCUGGUACAAAUUGAUCUCAGAAACAAUCUAUUGAUGGCACUGCCAGUGGAUUUGGAGGCCCUAACCAAGCUGCGGAGUAUUAUUUUGUCUUUUAAUAGGUUUAGGUCAUUCCCAGAUGUACUGUACAACAUCCCAUCUCUUGAGACCAUUUUAAUCAGUAACAAUCAAGUUGGAGGCAUUGAUCCUCUCCGACUAAAGAUCCUAAAUAGGCUGUCUACUCUGGAUCUGUCUAACAAUGAUAUUAUGCAAGUGCCACCAGAACUUGGCAACUGCUCCAGUUUGAGGGCUUUAAUGCUUGAUGGGAAUCCUUUUCGUAAUCCAAGAACAGCUAUCCUAGCUAAAGGAACAGAUGCUCUCCUUGAGUAUCUCCGAAGUCGUAUUCCAACAUAGUCUUCACUUUUAAUGUAAUUUCUUAAUUCAACCAUUACAUCACACAACAAUCAAUUCUUGUGCCAUUACACUUUGUACCAAAUCAAAUAUUUCUAAAGAAGUGUGCUAAAUCUCAGAAGUACUCUAAUUAUGAUGUGCACUUCAAACAUACUGAACAUUUAAAAACUAAAGACACAUCUCCUGCCAUCUGCAUACCUGAAAAUGUACACUUUAGUACAACAUUAUACAGUCGUUACAGAAUUUUGUAAUGGCAUCUUUUAUAGAAAAUUCUGUCUGCGUGCUUUUUGAAGUUAAGACAUGAGCAUAAUGUGUGUUCAAGUUUUAAAUCUGCAUUUCAUAGUUUCAUGUUUUUAAACAUUGGUCUGUGUAAAUGUUUUAUAUUAUCCAGUAUUGAAUGCACUACCAAUAAAUUAUGAACAAAUAUUAUGAUUUCU